GUGAGUUGUGGCAUUUAGAAUUGUUCUUUUUAGUUGAAUAAAUAAAUCAAAUUAAAAGUUAACCAUUUACAGCAUUAAUCCACUAUUUGAUAUAGCAUAAUAAAACAUUAUUCGAAGAAAAAAAUUAUAAUUGUUUUUACAGUAUUUAUAAUGUAAGAAACUUCUAUAAAAAUUUUUUUUUUUUUUAAACAUCACUCAAUACAAAAUGUCAACAAGAGUUUUACGUAAGAUGGGUCUUCAAGACUUACCACCUGCUAAUGAUGAAUCAAGUGAUGACACUGAAACUAGUUCUGGUGGUGUAAAUAAGAAAAGACAUUUAAAUAUGUAUGAUUUGUUGAAUGUUGGUUCAAUGUCAGAAUCUGAAGUAAAAGAAGAUGAUGAUCAUGAAACUACAGGCUCUUUAAAAAAGAAAGAUGAUCAUUUGUUGUGUGAUAAAGAAAACAUCAGACGAAAAAAAAAAAAAAAGAGGAAGAAGUCAUGUAAAGUGUUGUCAUCUCAUACUCGAAGUAGUGAAGACAAUGUUGAUGAUGAAGUAGAAAGAAGUGUUCGAGAGGUAAAUAAAAUUUUGGGAGAAGUAUCAUAUAAGAAUAAAGAUGAAGAAGCAACAUCAUUCCAAAGUAAUUUGGCUCAGAACAAGGAAUGUAUUUACAUCAAAAAUAUUUUAUCUGUGCAACAUCGCAAUCUUAAUCCAAACAAUGAGCUCCGAAAAAUGUUUGGAAGAGUUGUUCAUCAAGCUGAACUCAGCAAAAGAAAAUUUAGAGGAAGAAAUCAUUUAAAGACAACUUGGCUUGUUACCCCUAAAGAUAAUUGGCCACCUGUAGGGAAAUCAGGAUCAACAAUGAAAUACAUUGAAACUAAAAACGGUAUAAUGUACUUUGCAUUUGAACAUAAUCCAGAAUAUCAGCAAGUUCAAUUACAACUUUAUGAUGCUGUCUCAAACAUGUCUCAACAACAUUUGGUGAAUAUAAUCAACAAUCAUCCAUAUCAUGUUGAUGUGCUAUUACAAAUGACUGAGUGGGCUCGUUUGAGUGAAGAUCUCCCAGUAGCAGCUGAACUAACUGAACAAGCUUUGUACUCUUUAGAAAAUUCUUUUCAUCCUAUGUUCAGUUUAUCAAAUGGAAAAUGCCGCUUAGAUUACCGUUUACAUGAAAAUAGGGCAUUGUUUUUGGCAUUGUAUAGACAUUUGACUUUUGUGGGAUUAAGAGCUUGUUACCGCACAGCUUUAGAGUUUUGCAAACUUCUGUUAUCCCUUUCUCCAAUGGAUGAUCCACUUGCAAUUGUGUUAUGUAUAGACUUUUAUGCUCUUCGCUCAUCUGAAUAUACUUGGUUUAUUCAUUUUGUCAAUGCAUUUGAUCCCAUUCGAAAUCUCACACAAUUGCCUAACAUUAAAUUCUCACUAGCUGUAGCUAAAUGGCAAAAAGGAGAUGUUGAAACUGCACAUACAUUGUUACAAGAAUCCUUAAUUAUGUUUCCCGGUGUACUCAUACUAUUACUUGACAAAUGUUCAAUACAACCUGAUAAAAGAGUCAGUAAUCAUCCAUUUUUCACAACUUAUGCUAAUGAAACGCAACCUAAAGCAUUAUCAUACCUAAUCUCAAUGUAUGUGACAAGAAGCUAUCAUGUAUGGAAAGAAGUACAACUUUUGCCAUGGCUUGAACGCAAUGUACAAAUUGUUUUAGACCGAGUAGAUGCUAAAGAUCCAUUGGUUAAAACAAUGGAAAACUUACGCUCAACUUUAUUUAGUGCUAAGACACCUCUUAACAUACACAGACAUUUAUUACUAUCUGAUAUGAGUGAUACUAUUGCGCCUCCAGCUGAGGCAGUCACGAGUCCAAUUCUAAUUAUGGAUCCAUUUCCUCCUCCUGAUGGUACUUCGUUUUACAAUUCUAGAACAACUAAUGAUAGUUCUAGUAGGAGUCCUGUACAGAAUCAGUCGUUGUUUUCAACAUUUUUCCGAUCAUUAAAUCCAGUCUUCCAAGCAUUGUCGGAUGACAAUGCUAUAGAAGAAGAUAUAACAUCAGAAACAGAAACCGUAGCUUCAAGGCCAGUUAUUACAAUGGUUGGUGAACAAAUAGAAGAAAUGAGAAGUGACUUACGUCAAAGUGUCAAUUCAUUAUUAGAUGCAAUGCGAGAUUUACUUUCUAGUGUACAUGCACCAAAUGUGCCUGCUGAUGGUGAUAUUGAUGACGAUUCUGAACUAUCAGAUACUGCUUAAUAGAUAGGUUUUUAAUACAUUCUAUUUGAUCUAUGAUGUUUUGUUUUAUUUUAUUACGAAUUAAUAUAUAUAAACAUAGAAGACUGGGAUUAUAGAUUUUUCUCAUGUAUGGCUUUUAUCUAAUUAAUUUAUCAAUAAUGUUAAAUUAAUCUUCUGAAAAAUUUAUUUAACUAUAAUUUCAUUAUAACCUGCAUUAAAUAAUGUUAUUUUAUUAGAUUAUAUAAAAUAACGCAAUUGUAUUAAGUUGUAUUUAUAUUAUAUUUCUUUGGUAUGUGUA
This is a messenger RNA of Daktulosphaira vitifoliae (grape phylloxera), 2492 nucleotides long. RefSeq names its product transcription factor 25 (gene Nulp1). The transcript has 10 exons. The coding region runs from base 206 to 2215 and encodes 669 amino acids. The record is from RefSeq and is a predicted model, not a curated record. Gene Ontology annotation, cellular component: RQC complex. NCBI's taxonomy places the organism in Eukaryota, Metazoa, Arthropoda, Insecta, Hemiptera, Phylloxeridae.